CAAUGAGCUUAAAACUGGAGUAUGAAAAUGGGGCGGAGCUUGGGAGUUUGCUGAAAAUUCUCCCCCCUGUAGAGUUCUGUUGCGUUUAUGGCUCCACCCUUCAUCCAAAUAAUAGUGACAAGUCAUCCAUGGUAGAUUACGUUCUUGGAGUAUUGGAUCCUCAACAAUGGCACUCUGAGAAUCUGAAGAUGAACCAUGAUCAUUAUGCAUCAUGGAUGGUGCACCUCGGCGGAGCAAAAUUGAUUACUAAAGUUGCUGAUGGAGUUGGUGUUGGUGUUCACUUCAACCCAUUUGUUUCUUGGAAAGACAAGAUGUUCAAAUAUGGCGUUGUUCGAAUGGAUGACUUGAUUCAAGACAUAUCAAAGUGGGAGAGGUUCUACUUGAGUGGUCGUUUGCAGAAACCUGUUCAUAUACUUGUGGAUAAUUUUGAGAUUGGAAAUCUGAACUCUGUCAAUCUGAGGGCUGCCACCUCUGCUGCUCUCCUCCUUCUGCCACCCAAAUUCACUGAGGAAGAUCUGUUUGCCAAAAUAUGUAGCCUAUCAUACAUGGGUGACUUGCGAAUGUUUUUUGCAGAAGACAGAAAUAAGGUAAAGAAGAUUGUACAAGGGCAGUUUAAUUUAUUCCGGGAAAUGUAUAAGCCAUUUCUAGAAGAACAUGCGACUAAGGAUUUGUUGAGAUUGUCAUCAUCUGCUGAUCAUCAAUUGAAUAUAUCUCAGGAUUGUCAUUUGUCUGCUGCUUCCUCCCUUGUGUCUUCUCUUCCUCCGAGGGUAAGAAGUGAAAUGGGGAUGAAACUAGGCGAGAAAAAGAAAUUGGAUGAAAGUGGUAUGUGCGCUCCAAUAGGGACAACUGGUUUCUGAAUUAUUCAUGACACAAAGUUAUAUACUAAUUCUGUUUCUGAGGCAGAUAUCUUAAUGUUUUUUUGAUAUUUUGAAGUUCUUUCUUUGAUGUUUCCUUUACGCAUCCCUAGUAAUAGCGGAUGAUUGCAUCACAUCACAUUUUCUUUGUAGGUCGAGUUAUACGUGAAGUUGUGUUUAGUUCUAGAGAGGAGGUUGCAAACUGUCUGCGGAAGCUUGUGAGUCAUAGGGUUAUGGUUUCAAGUGCAAGGCAGGCUGUUGCUGGUUUUCUGACAGUUGGUGCUGUUCAUGGAGUCAGAUACCUAGCUAAUAAAAUGCACAAGGCUUGGAAAUCGUGGACAUAAUCUUUUGAUUUCUUUACUUUUCUUUCAAGUGGGAUGGGUUUGUGUGCUCUGGCUGGAAACAUGGAGAAGUUCCCCCAUGACAUUCAAGGUUUUUCCAACUCAAGCUUAGUGAGAUUGUCAUGAUUUGCUGGUAACUUCUUCCUCCCCAUUACCCGGAGAUUAGAGAAUUUAAGGUGCAAGGAUUAGUUUAUUUGUUUUUUCUUCUUGGUUCUGCUUCAUGCAGAUGUUGGUUUUCUUCUAUUUGAGGGUUGAGGGAUGAUUUUCAAGUGGCGAGAAAGAAAGUUUUGUAUCAAUGAUACAUGAAUGCGAGUUUCUCGCUUUCCGAAACUAUAAAAUUCUUGAAUUUUUUAGUGAAUUCCGGCAAUUUUUUCCCCUUGUAGAUUUGCAAAUUAU
Molecule: messenger RNA, 1591 nt
Organism: Ilex paraguariensis (yerba mate)
Lineage: Eukaryota; Viridiplantae; Streptophyta; Magnoliopsida; Aquifoliales; Aquifoliaceae
Source: the annotation of a GenBank genome assembly